Messenger RNA from Phytophthora sojae, 1548 nucleotides. RefSeq lists its product as hypothetical. NCBI's taxonomy places the organism in Eukaryota, Oomycota, Peronosporomycetes, Peronosporales, Peronosporaceae. The coding region runs from base 1 to 1548 and encodes 515 amino acids. The record is from RefSeq and is a predicted model, not a curated record. The transcript is spliced from 5 exons.
AUGCAGCAGCCUGGUACCCGCCUACGUUGCGACCCGACGGAUUAUGCAAAGCGACAGCAAGAAAAGAAGGAACGAGCAAAAGAACUUCGUGAACAGCGGCAGCGCGGUGUUUUUUCCGACGAGCAUACCUUUUCUCCUAAAGUGAACACGAGGGCUCGUAACCCGCCGCCACCAGGAUCACGAGAAGAACUGGACCAAGGCUCUGCAUCCGACAGCAUGGCCUACCGUAACCCCGGUCACAACAACAACAACAACCACCACGACAUGGACGACCCAACAAGUUACGAGAACGAUGCUCUCGACAAUUUGUCGCGCAGAUACCCAAAGAAGGCCCCUCAGCAGCAGAUGUCGUCGCUAAAUGUGACGCCGCUCGAGCCAGAGCAUGACACGUUGUUCCGAGAAGUAAAGCGCGCGACAGGACGAGAAAUCGAAGAUCUCCCCAUCAAGAAGACGUUGGGGCCACCUCGGUCUGGAAAUCACACUGGCCCAUGCCUACGGAAUUCAAGCUGCGGGUGCCCGAAAUGCGGUGGUGGUGGUGGUCCCGCCUCGACUACUACAGGCAACAGUUUUGUCGAUGACGCACCCAUCCGUCGAAGGGAGCCAAGAUCUGUACCGUCAACGGAUUCGUAUCGUGAGAACAACGCACGUACCAUGGCGGCACCGAAUGAAAUGGGGAACUCGCUGAUGCUUCUCAAGUCCAAGAUGUCUCGCCGAAAGGCUAGGAGCGCACCCACGAAUCAAGCCUCGCUUUUUGUAGAGAAAAACACCCCCAGCGCUGUUGUUCACUCUGCGCGACUUCCAUCUUCAACAACGAUGUCCCGUGAUACACCAACUCCGCGGCAGCCGGUUGCACCACGUCGUGCUCCAGCUCAAGCAGCAGCUCCAACACCGCCACCAAGACGAAAAUCACCGCUGCACAAUGUUGAUGAAAAUUCUACCGACGACACUCGCUAUCCUGCUCCCAUCAGUACCGGGUUCAACCUUUCUGAACAAUUGGAUGAGUACGGAGAUGGCGCAGAAGUGAUGGAGCAGUGCCACAACUGCAACCGGAAGUUCAACGUCGUGUCGUUCGAAAAGCACCAGAAGAUUUGCGAGAAGGUGUUUUCAGGACAGCGCAAAGUAUUCAACAUGGCGGCGAAGCGUCUGGAGGGGACUGAGGCCGAGAAGCUCGCGAGGGAGGCCAAGGGUAAAGCUUCAGGCAGUGGGUCCCGAAAAGCGCCAUUAUCUGCAACGGAGCAACCAAUUAAGGCUAAAAGCGCAGCCGACUGGAAGCAGAAGAGCGAAAUGUUCCGCAAUGCCAUGAAGGCUAGUCGCGACGUAACCAAGGCAUUGAAGGAGGGGAAAGAAUUGCCGCCCGUGAUGCCAUCGGCGCCCGACCCAAGCCUUAUCCAGUGCGAGUAUUGCAGUCGGCGCUUCAACGAGAAGGCAGCUGAGCGUCAUAUUAACUUUUGCCGGGAAAAGUCCCAGCGCGACAACAUCAAGGCAUCGUCGAAAAGAGCGCCAGCAGCUAAGCCCGGGUCUCGAGCUGCAGCGAUGCGGAAAAGAUAG